Molecule: messenger RNA, 855 nt
Organism: Aspergillus tanneri
Lineage: Eukaryota; Fungi; Ascomycota; Eurotiomycetes; Eurotiales; Aspergillaceae
Exons: 4
Coding region: 1-855 (284 amino acids)
Source: RefSeq, a predicted model, not a curated record
AUGGCACCAAAGAAAUCAUCUCGUCGCAAGAAGCCGGAGCUCCUGCCCUCGGCGAUCGAAGAGCUGAACAACUCUGAUCCCAAUAUGAAGCGGGCUGCCCGUUCGAUCGAGGAGGACGUCUCCGAGGCUCUUGCUAAGACUAAGACCCAGCAUAAACAGACCAAGCGCACAAACGCCAGAGUCAAAAAGGAAUGUCCUAACUUGUCGAUGGCGAGAUAUUGGGCGGAGAAAGCAGAGUCUCUCAAUCAGCCUUUCGAAGUUGUUCUUCCUCGCAACAAUCCUGCCCCGUUCAAACUUGGCUACGACGGCCUAGUCCGCCCUGCAUCACCUAAGGAGGUCCCCAAAUACGAGGAUGUGAUCGACGCUCCACCUCUCUCGAACGAUGCCAUCGCUGCCAUUCUGAAACAGACUAAGUUGGAGUGUCCCAAGGCCCAGGGGUGGAUCCAUGCCCAUGAGGUGAGCAAGGCAGCUAAAGAAAAAAUGGACGCAAAGAUGGCCGAGAGAGAGAAUCUCAGGAAGAAGGUGGCGCACAAACUGCGUGACAAGGCCCGCGAGGCCGCCAGACAGUCUGGUGCGCCCAGGCACGAGAUUAAAGCUUUUCUUGCAAAGCUGCCCAAGGAGGAAGGUGAUGGCAAGGGCGAGGAGGAAAAUAGUAGGGAAGCGCAGAUGGAGAGAGUGAGACUGGCGCAUGAACGUCUCCAGAAGGCAAUUGAGGAGUUUCAUAUCAACAAAUAUGCACUGCUGCCCAUGGAGGCGAGUGAUGUUCUCUUUCUGAUUCAGUCUUCACCUUUCGCGGGCGAUGGUCCGAAGACUGUCGGGGAUACACUCAUUGAUCAUGAUAAUGCAGCAGGAUGA